ACACACAGUCAGUUAAUUCUACUAAUGCAAACUAAUGGUUCUGCCUAUUCUAUAAUUCUAUUCGGUGUGGUGGUUGUUGGGUGACUGACACAUGUAGAGUCAAGUGAAGGAUUAAAAUGACGAUAAUUGAUAAAUAAAAAACAAGCGCAAUCAAUAUUUUGACAUAAAAUGGAGAUGGCUACAUUUAAGGAAUCAAGAAUAUCAAGAUGGUAUUUCGGAGGCAUAGCGUCUGCUGGCGCGGCCUGUUGCACUCACCCACUUGACCUGCUCAAAGUACAAAUGCAAACUCAGAAAGGGAAAAAUAUCACUGUAUUAAAAGUAGCAAAAAAUGUUGUGCGUCAACAAGGCAUCAUUGGACUUUAUAAUGGCAUAUCAGCAUCUGUUCUACGUCAACUGACAUAUUCUAUGGCCAGAUUUGGAGUUUAUGAUGUUGGAAAACAGUAUUUGGCAAAAGAUAGCAAACAAUUACCAUUCCACAUGUCGGCGCUCUUAGCCGCCUUAGGAGGAGCUGGGGGUGGAUUUGUUGGUAACCCAGCUGAUUUAGUAAAUGUUAGAAUGCAAAAUGAUAUCAAACUCCCUCCAGAUCAGAGGAGAAAUUACAAAAACGCAGUGCAUGGUAUUUACCGUGUGAUGAAAACGGAGGGCAUCACGCAGUUGUGGGCCGGAACCUCUAUGACCUGCAGCCGCGCCGUUCUGAUGACUAUCGGACAGCUGUCCUUUUAUGACCUAACCAAGUCUUUCUUGCUGACCACGCCAUACUUCCACGAUAAUAUUAUAACUCAUUUUGCUGCGAGUUUAACUGCCGGCGCCAUCGCUACCACCAUGUGUCAACCAUUCGACGUUCUGAAGACAAGAGCAAUGAAUGCUAAACGCGGAGAGACGGGUGGUAUCGUAAAACUUAUUGUUAGCACUGCCAAAGAAGGGCCAAUGGCAUUCUUUAAAGGAUACGUUCCAGCUUUCGUGAGGCUUGCGCCACAAACAGUUUUAACUUUUGUUUUCCUGGAACAACUGAGGUUGAACUUUGGCAUAGUCAAAAGGGAAACAUUGUAGAUGCGAACGACUUAUUGUAAUUCUGUGGCAAUGUUAAUCUUUGACCUCGAUACCUCGUCACAGAGCAUACUGCAUAUUUAAGUUUUGCAUUUACUUGCAUUACUAAACUAACGACGCGAAGUUUCAUAACAAUUUUAUUUCCAAUAUAUUGAUUGAAAAUCCGUUUGACCUCGAUCUCCUGUGAUCCAUAGCAACUACGACGGCAAGGAUGCCUACCACCCGUAAUCAAAGUGGACUUGCAUAAAUACCUAAACAGCGUUGUUCUAGGUACCUACUUUCAUCCCACGCAAUAUUGGCCCGAGUCUUUUUCGGACACAUUUACAAUCAGUUAAUGUCGAACACGUUUUAUAUUAGAAAUUUACUAUUGAGUAUUUUAAUUUAAAAAAUGUUUUUGUUAUUUUAUGCUAUUUUUUAACAAUGUUACGUAAUAUUGUUAAUGGAUCUUUUUUAUUAUAAUAGUAAGUUACCGGACCAAAACCUAACUUACGAUGAUAUUUUUUAUUCUAAACGUUUAUUUAUAUUUUUGAGUACCUACUUAUAAAUAAAAUUUGCUAUUGUAUACUUGUAUGUGAAAAACUGGUUAUCUUAACACGAAUAUUCUGGAAAAAAAUGCUGUAAUUAAAGAUCUGCGUGUAUAUGUUCCUAUGUAUACCUAGGGCUGCUAGUCUACUACUGCUUGCAUUAUUUAUUAACAUCAUCCAUAUAUUCAUUUGUUUAUUUUCUAUGUGCAGUAUUUUAGUGAUCAAAAAGUUCCUUAUUAUCUUUGAAUCUACGACAAAUCUCGCUUGUUGCAUACCUAUUACUCGUAUUAUGUGAAGAAAACAGACAUACCUACAUACUUUGCAAGAAAAGUAUAUAGACAUACUGUUUAUAUAGUGACCGAAACAGUAAAAUUCACUCGGGGCAAUAAGUUGCAAUAAGUAAGGUUCGCGAAUGCUGCGAGUUGUCAUUUUCGUUUCGCGACGGUGAGGAAAUUAUCAUAUUACACACACUGAGAGUUUGUUAGUUUUUAUAUAUAUUUGUUGUUAAUAUAUUUAUUUUAUAUUAUAUUAUCAUGUAAUGACAGAAUGUAAUUCAUUUAAUGUUGUCGAAACAUAAUUUUAAUAGUUUACAAUAAAAUAUUUUUAUGGUCUUCCCGAGUCCCAAAUGAACGUAGCAUUCCUAGCAUAAGUUCAAUUUUUUUUUAUCUACAUAUAGGUAAUGAAACAUUCUUUAAAGGCGUUAAAAAUAAUAGAUCAAACGAUAUUCUUGGAUACAUUUAUCAAUCCAUAAUAUGUAAGUCGCCCAAAUUUUGCCCAAAUGUGAUAUGAUAACUAUUUUUGUUUCUAUGAAUGUUAAAAACAUUCUGGAAUUGAUCUAUAUAAUUAUGGUAUGGUAAUUGCGGUUAUGUACCUACAUAGUAGUCUUGAUGGCAGGUAGGUACCUAAAUACCUAUUUAUUAAGUACAAGGAUGUUAUUUUUAAUUGUGUGAACAUUAACAGUAAGUGUAGUGAAAUUAUUACAAAAAUCGUUUGGUAGGUACUUAUUAGUAAAAAAUGUGAAUUAGUGUGAAAGCAGAUACUUUGUUUACUUAAUUUAAUUUAAUGGUGCCAAAGUGCUACUAACAUACAUUCUUCGAGAUUCCGCUGUGAUGUAAACAGGAUAUUUCAUUAUUUA
Molecule: messenger RNA, 2706 nt
Organism: Pectinophora gossypiella (pink bollworm)
Lineage: Eukaryota; Metazoa; Arthropoda; Insecta; Lepidoptera; Gelechiidae
Product: mitochondrial dicarboxylate carrier-like
Exons: 6
Coding region: 169-1050 (293 amino acids)
Biological process (GO): succinate transmembrane transport; oxaloacetate transport; thiosulfate transport
Molecular function (GO): antiporter activity; sulfate transmembrane transporter activity; malate transmembrane transporter activity
Source: RefSeq, a predicted model, not a curated record